GUAUUAUCACUACAUCCUACUGUCCAACAUUAAUUGGCAUUUUCAACUGUCCAAUCAAAAAGUCGAUAACAAUAAUUCAGCAAAAAUAAAAAUAAUUCAGCAACUGGCAAGAGAAGAACAACCAAAACUUAGACGUCCUAUCUGUAUUAACUUUGUAUACUCCUAAUUCAGAAUAUUCAUGAAUACACGUAUAUCCAAAAGAAACAAGGAGAUCUAGUGAUCUACCCAUAUACCCGUAAAUUAUGUUUCUGCAACUGUUCUUAUACUUUUUGCAGCUUUCAUGGCUAACUCUAGCAGGGGAAGCAGCAUCACCACCAACAUUAGAGGGUCCAUUCUUUAAGGCAAAAGCUGGUUGUGAAGCAAAAUGCGGUAAUAUUUCGAUUCCUUAUCCAUUUGGAAUACGUCGUAAUGGGAUUAAUGUUGGGUGCUCCUUUGAUGGAUUUGUGUUUGAUUAUAGCAUCACCUGUAAUACUUCUUUUAAUCCUCCUAAACCCUUCCUAGAUAGAGGUAAUGUUGAAGUCAUAGAUAUUUCGAAAACCGAAAUUCGAAUAAAAAACAUCCCAUCGAGCUUAUGUUACAACGCAUCUGGUGGGUUGACCUUGGAUCAAUCUGUAUCUUGGAUGAAUUUCAGUCGGACUCCAUUUACAGUAUCAUAUACAAAGAACAUGUUCUUUACGAUCGGGUGUAAUGUGUUUUCGACUCUAAGAGGUCCUGACGUAAAAGAUUAUACGUCCCAGUGUAUUUCAACAUGUGAUAGUAAAGAAAGUGUGGUAAAUGGAACUUGCACAGGUAAUAAAGGGUGUUGCGAAAGUACUUUACCCAAAGGGCUUAAGAGGUUUCAAAUACAGGUGAUGAGGAACUCGAUACUGAGUAACCAGUCCAUUACUUGGUCUUUUGAUCCUUGCAACUAUGCAUUUAUAGGUCAGCAAAAUCAGUAUACAUUUCAAUCCUCUGAUAUUUUAGACGGUUAUAAUUUUGUUAGCAAAGGGAAAGAUAUCCCUCUUGUUCUUGACUGGGCAAUUGGGAAUAAGACUUGUGAAGAAGCACAAAAGGACUUAUCGAGCUACGUGUGCCAAGAAAAUAGUCAUUGCAACAAUUCUAAUAACAACCCUGGGUAUCUUUGCACUUGCAAUGAAGGUUACAACGGAAACCCUUACCUAAGUCCUGGAUGCCAAGAUGUGAACGAAUGCAAGGAUCCAAACACCAAUCCCUGUUUGGAGGUUUGCACAAACGCCGUUGGUAGCUACACCUGUUCUUGUCCAAAGGGUAGUCAUGGCGACGGCAGAAAAGGUGGGAGUGGCUGCAUUCAGGACAACCAAAAUGCUCCGGUCUUACAAAUUUAUCUUGGUGUUGGUUUAGGCUUCAUGUUUCUAAUUCUUGCAAGUUCUUGGUUAUACUUGAGUAUGAAGAAAAGAAACUCCAUAAAACUUAAAGAGAAGUUCUUUCAAAAGAAUGGUGGAUUGUUGUUAAAACAACAAAUAUCGUCACAUGAAAAUGGUGUUGAAUCAUCAGCAAAAAUCUUCACCGUAGAAGAACUUAAAUUAGCAACCAGAAACUACAAUGAAGAAUUAGUCUUGGGUCGUGGAGGACAUGGUAUAGUUUACAAGGGAACAUUAUCAGAUAACCGAACCGUGGCAAUUAAGAAAUCAACAAUAGUUAAGGAUAGUCAAAUUGAAGAAUUUAUUAACGAGCUUGUUAUCUUAACUCAAGUUAACCAUCGGAACGUUGUGAAGAUCUUGGGAUGUUGCUUAGAAACCGAAGUUCCGCUGAUUGUUUACGAGUAUGUUUCAAAUGGAACUCUCUCUGACCAUAUCCAUUCUAAGAAUGGGGUACCUACAUCAUCUCUUUCUUGGGAAAGUCGGUUAACGAUUGCUACGGAAACUGCUGGAGCACUUUCUUACCUACACUCUGCUGCAGCUAUACCCAUCAUUCAUAGAGAUAUUAAAACUGCCAAUAUACUAUUAGAUGAUAACUACACUGCAAAAGUUGCAGAUUUUGGAGCAUCGAGGUUGAAUCCUCUGGAUUUAGCUGAAAUAGAUACAAUCAUUCAAGGGACCUUGGGAUAUUUGGAUCCUGAAUACCACCAGUCUGGCCAGUUGACAGGUAAAAGUGACGUUUAUAGUUUUGGUGUUGUACUUGUAGAACUCUUAACAGGAGAAAGAGUCAUUUCUUUGGCUAGGCCAGAUAAAAGAAUGAACAUUGCAAUGUAUUUUCAUUCGUUGAAAGAAGAGAAGGAUAUAUUCGAAGUUCUUGAGGCUCGAGUGGCAACUGAAGGAAAGCACGAGGAGGUCCUUGCAGUUUCUAACCUUGCAAAUAGAUGCCUUAAUGUGAAAGGUGAUGAUAGGCCUACAAUGAAACAAGUUGCUAUGGAACUCGAGAGUUUGUUAAGAGUUAAAUUAUCAGCUCCGGUGCCAAAUCCUUAUCGACAUAAGCAAAACCAUGAAGAACAAACCGGCAUAAUAUCUGAGCCGCUAGACCUAUAUCCUGUCUCAUUAAACUCUUAUACUGCUGGUGAUUCUAGCCUGUUUAGUACAGAAGUGACAAUGUCGACCGGCAAUGUUUCACCGUAAUCAUUAAUGUAAGUUUGCUUUGAUUGUAAGAUAAAUUGUUGAAUAAAUCUUAAUCAGUGCUUUUCUUUUUUCUCUUAA
Messenger RNA from Papaver somniferum (opium poppy), 2648 nucleotides. Its product is annotated as wall-associated receptor kinase 2-like. NCBI's taxonomy places the organism in Eukaryota, Viridiplantae, Streptophyta, Magnoliopsida, Ranunculales, Papaveraceae. Gene Ontology annotation, molecular function: polysaccharide binding; protein serine/threonine kinase activity; calcium ion binding. Gene Ontology annotation, biological process: protein phosphorylation; cell surface receptor signaling pathway. Gene Ontology annotation, cellular component: plasma membrane. The record is from RefSeq and is a predicted model, not a curated record. The coding region runs from base 243 to 2570 and encodes 775 amino acids. The transcript is spliced from 3 exons.